CUUCCUGCAAGCGGGGCGUGGAUGUUUUGUGUGUCUCCUUUGCAAGCUUCGCUGCCUGGGUGGCUCCUGCUGCAAUCGGGAUUUGCAAACGCCUCAAUUUAGGACAGACGGAACAAGGAUUUCUUCUGACCUCUUGGAAGCUUCCUGAGAGCCCAGAUGGAUGAGCAAGACUCAGCUGGCCCUGAAGCAGGAAGAGGCCAUGCCAUCCAAACUGGGAGCAGCGGUGGAAUCUGGGAAAACUCUCUGCUGAAGAUCCUGGGUGAGGAGGACAGCCUCCACUCUGAUAUGAAGAGCCAGCAGUUGAGGCAGUUCUGCUUCCAGGAGGCCAAAGGACCUCGAGAAAUUUGCAGCCAAUUAUACCACCUUGACCAUCAGUGGCUGAAGCCAGAAAGGCACACAAAAGCCGAGAUGCUGGACCUGGUGAUCUUGGAGCAGUUCCUGGCUGUCCUUCCACUGGAGAUGGAGAGCUGGGUGAGGGAAUGUGGAGCGGAGACCACUUCCCAGGCGGUGGCCCUGGCCGAAGGAUUCCUCCUGAGUCAGGCAGAGGAGAGGAAGCAGGCAGAGCAGCAGGGAAAGAUUAUCUUUGCAGAAACGGGCCUGGAUUCCUCUGAGGCAGAGAUGACUCCAUUGGAGACCAAAGAGAGACCACUGGGUGACAGAAUGAUGCUGGCAAGAGAUGCUUAUCCAUCUUUGCAUGAAGGCAGAGAAGCAGCAGCCACGGAACCAGAUCAGGGUCUGGUGGGCUUUGAAGAUAUAGCUGUUCAUUUUGCAGACGAGGAGUGGGCGUUGCUGGAUCCUGACCAGAGAGCUCUGCAUAAGGAAGUCAUGGAGGAGAAUUGUGGGAUUAUGGACUCUCUCGGUCGUGAUGAAUUGGAAAUUAAUAAUGAGGGAGACCAGGACAAUGUCUACACAAUAGAGAAGGAAAAUAAAUAUUCUGAGUGUGAAGGUAACUUCAGUCAAAGGUCCCAUUUCAUUUCCUCGAAAAGAAAUCCCUUUGGGAAGAAAUCCUAUCAGUGCUUGGAAUGUGAAAAGAGCUUUGGUCAUAGGGCUAAUCUCAUAGCCCAUCAAAGAAUCCACACAGGGGAGAAACCAUAUCAGUGCUUGGAAUGUGGUAAGAACUUCGCUUGGAAGGAAAGUCUCACUUCUCAUCAAAGAAUUCAUACAAGGGAAAAACCCUAUCAAUGCAUGGAAUGUGGAAAGAGCUUCACCUGGAAGGAAACUCUAACUUCACAUCAAAGAAUUCAUACAGGGGAGAAACCAUAUCAGUGCUUGGAAUGUGGAAAGAGCUUCAGUCGUAACUCCCAGCUCAUUUCCCAUCAAAGAACACACAGUGGAGAGAAACCGUAUCACUGCCUGGAAUGUGGGAAGAGCUUUAGUCAGUGUGCCAUUCUUAGGGUGCAUCAAAGAAUUCAUACGGGAGAGAAGCCAUUUCAGUGUUUGGAAUGUGGAAAGAGCUUCACCCAGAAGUUAAAUCUCAGUUUCCACCAAAGAAUUCAUACAGGGGAGAAACCAUUUCAGUGCUUGGAAUGUGGAAAGACCUUCAGUCGGAACUCCCAUCUCAAUUCCCAUAAAAGAACUCAUAGUGAAGAGAAACCACAUCAGUGCAUGGAAUGUGGAAAGAGCUUCACCUGGAAGGAAAGUCUCACUUCCCAUGAAAGAAUUCAUACAGGGGAGAAACCAUAUAAGUGCUUGGAAUGUAGAAAGAGCUUCACCCAAAAGGAAAGUCUUGCAGCCCAUCAAAGAAUUCAUACAAUUGCGAAUCCAUAUCAGUGCACUGAAUGUGGAAAGAGCUUCAGUCAGAGUUCCAACCUCAUGUCCCAUCAAAGAAUUCAUACAGGGGAGAAGCCUUAUCAGUGCUUGGAAUGUGGAAAGAACUUCAGUCAGAACACCCAUCUCACAGCUCAUCAAAGAAUUCAUACAGGUGAGAAACCAUAUCAGUGCUUGGAAUGUGGGAAGAGCUUCAAUCAGAGGUCCAAUCUCAUGGCGCAUGAAAGAAUUCAUACAGGGGAGAAACCAUAUCACUGCUUGCAAUGUGGGAAGAGCUUCAGUCAGCGAGUCAAUCUCACUUCACAUCAAAGAAUGCAUACCAGGACAAUCAUAGAAUCAUAGAAACCUAGAAUUCUAUAGUUGGAAGGGGCUCCAAGGGCCAUCUAUUCCAACCUCCUGCAAUGCUGUAAUUUAAACUGAAG
Messenger RNA from Podarcis raffonei (Aeolian wall lizard), 2189 nucleotides. Its product is annotated as zinc finger protein 883-like. Bases 157 to 2109 code for a protein of 650 amino acids. The transcript is spliced from 6 exons. Lineage: Eukaryota; Metazoa; Chordata; Lepidosauria; Squamata; Lacertidae. The record is from RefSeq and is a predicted model, not a curated record. Gene Ontology annotation, biological process: regulation of immune system process; negative regulation of transcription by RNA polymerase II; regulation of cytokine production.